AUAUUUUUUCUGGAAGAGAUUAGGCAUUAAGGAAGCGAUGCCAAGGCUGCACAUGCGGAUCGAGGAAUAUCUUCUAGGGUUUGGUACGUUUGGCUUGGUUGAUCAGUUUUCCCUUCUUAAUUUCCUUGUAUUUAAGGAACCCAUAUCCACAUGCCAUGGUUACCGAUCGAUCGAGAGCAUUUGAGAACCUCAUUUCUGCCAUUGCAUACUGUUACUACUUUUGCUAUCGAGACAACCACAUAUUCAUCAACAACUUAAACUACAACAACAUGCCAAGGGGUCGACCCCUGAUCUCCUUGCAGACAGUGGAGCUCAAAGUAAGGAUGUGCUGCACAGGGUGCGAGAGAGUGGUCAAAAAAGCCAUCCACAAGCUUAGAGGGAUUGAUUCGGUAGAGGUGGAUCUAGAAAGGGAAAAGGUAACAGUAGUGGGAUACGUUGAUCGAAACAAGGUGCUCAAAACAGUGAGGAGGGCUGGAAAGAGAGCCGAGUUCUGGCCCUACCCAGAACCACCUCUAUACUUCACAUCCUCCAAUAACUAUUUCAAAGACACAACCCACGAGUUCAAAGAGAGUUACAACUAUUACAAGCAUGGCUACAACGUCGGGGACCGGCACGGGAACAUUCCCGUCAGUCACCGAGGAGACGACAAGGUCAGCAACAUGUUCAACGAUGACAAUGUCCAUGCCUGCUGCCUCAUGUAAAUUCAUGUAAUUAACUCAUGUAAUAUAUAUGUACGUGUAUGUAUGUAUGUAUGUAUGUAUGUGUAGACAGUAUGCAAGCAUGUAUGUUUAGCAGCCGUUGUGAACAUCAUCAUCAUGUGUAAUAUAACCAUGCAUGCAUGAUUUGUGUGUGGUUUGGAUAUUGGAAUGGAAAUGACACGUGGAUCGCUCUCGAUCUUUCGUAGGCA
This is a messenger RNA of Juglans microcarpa x Juglans regia, 907 nucleotides long. RefSeq names its product heavy metal-associated isoprenylated plant protein 30-like. The coding region runs from base 156 to 701 and encodes 181 amino acids. The record is from RefSeq and is a predicted model, not a curated record. The transcript is spliced from 3 exons. Gene Ontology annotation, molecular function: metal ion binding. NCBI's taxonomy places the organism in Eukaryota, Viridiplantae, Streptophyta, Magnoliopsida, Fagales, Juglandaceae.